AAAGAAAAGAAGAAGAAAAACGCGUAUUCUGAAAAAGAAACCAGACAGUUGAAUCUUCUCUCUCCUCCUCUUCCUCAUCAUCAUCAUCACUGUUCUCUUCUCUCUUCUCAAUCUCUCAAUCCCAAUCUCUCAAAAUUAGGGCUAGGGUUUUCAGAAAACCCUUUUUCUUUUGCCUUCUGCAACUGAAACAACGUUAACAAUCUCUCUGAGAUGUUUUCAUCUUCAACUACUUCUACAACCAAAUGGAGGAGGUUCUUUCAACUCUGCACUCUCUUCUGGGUCCUCUUCUUCUCCGGCAACAACCACGCUGUUUCCGCCGUCGAUUCCGAUGAUGGGUCGGUGUUGUUUCAGCUCAGGAAUUCACUCUCUGACCCUGAAGGCUUGCUCUCCAGCUGGGACCCCACCAAGGGUUUGAGCCACUGUGCAUGGUUUGGUGUCUCCUGCGACCCGAGCUCGCACCGUGUUGUGGCGAUCAACGUCACGGGUAACGGAGGUAACCGAAAACACCCUUCUCCGUGUUCUGAUUUUACUGAAUUUCCCCUAUACGGUUUUGGAAUUAGGAGGAGCUGUGUGGGUAGUGGAGGGGCUUUGUUUGGGAAGGUUUCACCUUUGUUCAGUAAGCUCACUGAGCUUAGGAUUCUGUCGCUUCCCUUUAACGGGUUUGAGGGUGUGAUUCCUGAUGAAAUUUGGGGGAUGAACAAGUUGGAGGUUAUUGAUCUUGAGGGGAACUUGAUAAGUGGGUAUCUUCCUUCAAGGUUUAGUGGGUUGAGGAGUUUGAGGGUUCUUAAUCUUGGGUUUAAUAGGAUUGUUGGGGAGGUGCCAAAUUCAUUGUCAAGUGUUGCUAGUUUGGAGAUUUUGAAUUUGGCUGGGAAUGGCAUUAAUGGGUCUGUUCCUGGUUUUGUUGGGAGGCUCAGAGGGGUGUAUCUUUCUUUCAACUUGCUUACCGGGAGUAUUCCGCAAGAGAUAGGGGAUGACUGUGGUAGGCUGGAGCAUCUGGAUUUGUCUGGUAAUUUCUUGACUCUGGAGAUACCGAAUAGUUUGGGGAAUUGUAGUCAGUUGAGGACUAUUUCACUGCAUUCAAAUAUAUUGCAGGAUGUUAUUCCAGCUGAACUUGGUAAGCUUAGGAAGCUUGAGGUGUUGGAUGUUUCAAGGAAUACUCUUGGCGGUUUGGUGCCUCCUGAGCUUGGGCAUUGUAUGGAGUUAUCUGUCCUUGUUCUUUCUAAUCUUUUUAAUCCGCUUCCAGAUGUCAGUGGUAUGGCAAGGGACUCUUUGACAGAUCAGCUAGUUUCUGUUAUUGAUGAGUAUAAUUAUUUUGAAGGUCCAAUUCCGGUGGAAAUUAUGAACCUUCCUAAGUUGAAGAUACUGUGGGCGCCUAGGGCAAAUCUGGAAGACAGUUUUCCGCGCAGUUGGAAUGCUUGUGGUAACUUGGAGAUGCUCAAUUUGGCUCAAAAUGAUUUCACUGGGGAUUUUCCUAAUCAACUUAGUCGCUGCAAGAAGCUCCAUUUUCUUGAUUUAAGCUUUACCAACCUUACCGGCAAGCUUGCUAAAGACCUUCCUGCUCCAUGCAUGACAGUCUUUGACGUCAGUGGAAAUGUCUUAUCCGGAUCAAUUCCUGAAUUCUCUGGUAACGCAUGUCCCUCAGCUCCUUCCUGGAAUGGGAAUCUAUUUGAAUCCGACAACAGGGCCCUUCCGUACGGAUUCUUUUUUGCAUUAAAGGUUCUUCAAAGGUCCCCUUUGUCGUCACUUGGAGAUGUUGGCCGUUCUGUUAUUCACAACUUUGGUCAAAACAAUUUUAUUAGCAUGGAUUCAUUGCCAAUAGCGCGUUACAGAUUAGGAAAGGGAUUUGCUUACGCAAUUCUUGUUGGAGAAAACAACCUGACAGGACCGUUUCCUACUAAUUUAUUUGAGAAAUGUGAUGGAUUAAAUGCAUUACUUUUAAAUGUGAGUUAUACUCGGAUAUCUGGUCAGAUUUCUUCCAACUUUGGCAGAAUGUGCAAAUCAUUAAAAUUCUUGGAUGCAUCUGGAAAUCAGAUUACUGGCACGAUCCCCUUUGAUUUAGGGGACAUGGUAUCUCUUGUUGCUCUGAAUCUUAGUCGGAACCAUUUACAAGGUCAGAUUCCCACCAGCCUUGGUCAGUUAAACGAUCUGAAGUUUCUCUCCUUGGGCAAUAAUAACUUCAGUGGCUCCAUUCCUACUAGCCUUGAUCAGCUGCACUCCUUAGAAGUCUUGGAUCUCUCUUCAAAUUCUUUUACUGGUGAAAUUCCAAAAGGUAUUGAGAACUUGAGAAAUCUGACUGUUGUUUUGCUCAACAAUAACAAACUUUCUGGACAGAUUCCUGCUGGUUUGGCAAAUGUCAGUACACUGUCAGCAUUCAACGUCUCAUUCAAUAACUUGUCUGGGUCCUUGCCAUCAAAUAGCAGCUUGAUAAAAUGCAGCAGUGCUGUUGGGAAUCCAUUUUUGCGCUCUUGCAUUGGAGUUUCUCUUACUGUGCCAUCAGCAGAUCAACACGGGGUGGCUGAUUAUCCUAAUUCUUAUACUGCUGCACCACCAGAAGAUACAGGCAAAACAAGUGGGAAUGGAUUCACUUCUAUUGAAAUAGCAUGUAUAACUUCUGCAUCUGCCAUUGUUUCUGUUCUUCUAGCCCUAAUUGUCCUUUUUGUUUGUACGCGGAAGUGGAAUCCAAGGUCCAGGGUUGUUGGGUCUACAAGAAAAGAAGUCACAGUGUUCACUGACGUUGGGUUUCCAUUGACAUUUGAAAGCGUUGUCCGGGCCACUGGAAAUUUCAAUGCAGGCAACUGCAUUGGGAAUGGGGGAUUUGGGGCAACCUAUAAGGCAGAGAUAUCACCAGGAAACUUAGUUGCAAUAAAACGUCUCUCGGUGGGGAGAUUUCAAGGUGCUCAACAAUUCCAUGCCGAGAUUAAGACCCUUGGAAGGCUUCAUCAUCCAAAUCUUGUCACCCUUAUUGGUUAUCAUGCUAGUGAUUCGGAGAUGUUUCUCAUAUACAACUAUUUGUCAGGUGGUAAUCUGGAAAAGUUUAUCCAGGAGAGGUCCACAAGGGCUGUGGAUUGGAGAAUUCUUCACAAGAUUGCAUUGGAUAUAGCCCGUGCACUUGCAUACCUGCAUGAUCAGUGCGUACCGCGAGUCCUCCAUCGAGAUGUCAAGCCCAGUAAUAUCUUGUUGGAUGAUGAUUAUAAUGCUUAUCUAUCUGACUUUGGAUUGGCUAGGCUUCUCGGAACUUCAGAAACUCAUGCCACCACCGGUGUAGCGGGAACAUUCGGUUAUGUUGCUCCUGAAUACGCCAUGACUUGCCGCGUUUCUGACAAGGCUGAUGUGUAUAGCUAUGGUGUGGUGCUUCUGGAGUUACUCUCAGACAAGAAGGCGUUGGAUCCUUCAUUUUCUUCAUAUGGGAAUGGUUUCAACAUUGUAGCGUGGGCAUGCAUGCUACUCCGGCAAGGCCAGGCAAAAGAUUUCUUCACUGCUGGCUUAUGGGAUGCUGCACCUGCAGAUGAUUUGGUUGAGGUCCUGCACUUGGCUGUUGUUUGUACAGUUGAGACCCUCUCCACCCGACCGACCAUGAAACAGGUUGUGCGGCGGCUGAAGCAACUUCAGCCACCAUCGUGUUAAUUUGCCAUGGUGAGGCUGGCUGUGCUUGUUUGACAUAGUAAUCUUAGACAUAUUGUAAUUUGUGAUGCAGAUAUUUGAUCUCCAAUGCCAUACUUGUCUAUUCCAGUUUCAUUUGUCAAAUAAAAUUAUAUAACCAUAGAUCAGAA
This is a messenger RNA of Lotus japonicus, 3770 nucleotides long. RefSeq names its product LRR receptor-like serine/threonine-protein kinase RPK2. The coding region runs from base 211 to 3624 and encodes 1137 amino acids. Gene Ontology annotation, biological process: protein phosphorylation. The transcript has a single exon. Lineage: Eukaryota; Viridiplantae; Streptophyta; Magnoliopsida; Fabales; Fabaceae. Gene Ontology annotation, molecular function: ATP binding; protein kinase activity; protein binding. The record is from RefSeq and is a predicted model, not a curated record.